Molecule: messenger RNA, 4944 nt
Organism: Leptonychotes weddellii (Weddell seal)
Lineage: Eukaryota; Metazoa; Chordata; Mammalia; Carnivora; Phocidae
Source: RefSeq, a predicted model, not a curated record
AUGAUACUCCAAGGGUAUCUGAAUUAUAGUGGGAAUGAAGCCACUGAGGAGGUGGUGACACCUUUCAGUGUUAUGAUGUACCCAGCUGGUCCUGGAUCUGGUGACUCCCCAGAGGGCUUCCCCGAGCAACCGAGGCUCCAGCCACAAAUCGGAAAUCACACAGCUCAGACACUAGAUGCUUUCUUCACAUGUCGAAAAAAUGCCCUCCUGGCGAAGAGCUCGUCCACCCAGGUAGAGGGCAACUUUGCCAUGGCCCCUCGGGGGCCCGACCAGGAGGAGUGUGAGGGCCUGCUACAGCAGUGGCGAGAAGAAGGGUCGAGCCAGGUGCUCUCAACUUCGAGUGAGGGUCCCCUUGUAGAUAAGGGACUAGCCCAGAGCAGCCUGGCGCUCCUGAUGGAUAAUCCCGGAGAACAGGAUGCUGCUUCAGAGGACAAGUGGUCCAGCAGGCAGCUGAGUGACCUGCGGGCAGCAGAGAACCUGGAGGAGCCUUUCCGCGAGGUGCUAGGAGAGGAGCCACUGCCAGAGGUCGAGGUCCCAAUGUGGGCAGCUGUCCCCAUGCAGACCGGCCCCCAGUAUGCAGACUGUGCUGUCCUCCCAAUGGGUGCCCUGGCUGCAGAGCAGUGGGAAGAGGACCCCGCAGUGGUGGCCUGGAGCAUAGCACCCGAGCCUAUGCCCCAGGAAGAGGCUCCCAUCUGGCCUUUUGAUGGCCUGGGGCAGUUGCAGCCUGCCCCAAUGGAAAUCCCAUAUCAUGAAAUCUUGUGGCGAGAAUGGGAGGAUUUCUCCGCUCAGCCAGAUGCUCAGGGCCUGGAGGCGGGGGAUGGCCCUCAGUUCCAGUUCACUCUGAUGUCCUAUAACAUCCUGGCCCAGGACCUGAUGCAGCAGAGCUCAGAGCUCUACCUGCAUUGCCAUCCGGAUAUCCUCAAUUGGAACUAUCGCUUUGCGAAUCUCCUGCAGGAAUUCCAGCACUGGGACCCCGAUAUCCUGUGUCUCCAGGAAGUCCAGGAAGAUCAUUACUGGGAGCAGCUGGAGCCUUCUCUGCGAAUGAUGGGUUUUACCUGUUUCUACAAGAGGAGGACCGGGUGUAAAACAGAUGGCUGUGCUGUCUGCUACAAGCCCACGAGAUUCCGUCUGCUCUGUGCCAGCCCUGUGGAGUACUUCCGGCCUGGCUUGGAGCUCCUCAAUCGGGACAACGUGGGCUUAGUGUUGCUGCUGCAGCCACUAGUCCCAGAAGGCCUGGGGCAAGUGUCGGUGGCCCCCCUCUGUGUGGCAAAUACUCAUGUCCUAUACAACCCACGCCGGGGUGAUGUCAAGCUGGCCCAGAUGGCCAUUCUCUUGGCCGAAGUGGACAAAGUAGCCAGGUUGUCUGAUGGCAGCCAUUGCCCCAUCAUCUUGUGUGGGGAUCUGAAUUCUGUUCCUGAUUCACCUCUCUACAACUUCAUCAGGGAUGGAGAGCUCCAGUACCAUGGGAUGCCAGCCUGGAAGGUGUCUGGACAGGAAGACUUCUCUCAUCAGCUUUACCAGAGGAAGCUGCAGGCGCCACUCUGGCCCAGCUCCCUGGGCAUCACUGACUGCUGUCAGUAUUUCACCUCCUGUCACCCCAAGAGAGCAGAGAGACUAAAGUAUAGCCGAGACUUCCUGCUGCGAUUCCGUUUCUGUGACAUCGCCUGUCAGCGACCAGUAGGACUGGUUCUUGUGGAAGGAGUGACAGAUACUAAGCCAGAGCGACCUGCUGGCUGGGCCCAGUCUGUCCUUGAGGAAGACACUUUGGAGCCUGAGCCUGUCUUCCCCAGGACUGUAGGCACCAUCCAGCACUGCCUUCACCUGACCUCAGUAUAUACUCACUUCCUGCCCCAGCAUGGCCGCCCAGAGGUCACCACAAUGCCCUUGGGUCUUGGAACGACAGUGGAUUACAUCUUCUUCUCAGCUGAGUCCUGGAAGAAUGGGAACAGAACUGAUCGCAGGCUGUAUCAAGAUGGGACUCUCAAGCUUCUGGGCCGUCUCUCCCUCCUCUCUGAAGAGAUUCUCUGGGCUGCCAACGGCUUACCCAACCCCUUCUGCUCUUCAGACCACCUCUGCCUGCUGGCCAGCUUUGGGAUGGAAGUCACCGCCCCAUGAUGGGGCUUCCAGGGGAAGAGAGCUUCUCUUCCAGAAGAGCUCACUGGAUCAGAGACUGUGGAAAUACCCCAUGCUUCUGGCAACUUAGAUCCAAGAAACUUACGUCCCCUCUCCUCCUCUCCCCUUCCCAUUUCCCUUUUCCCAUGGUUAGAUUUUCUCCAGGCCUGUCCACGUUCUCUGCCUGUGGUCCCUGCCCCGCCCCAACCUCUUCCUAAUCCUGUGCCACAUACUCAGUGGUCCUGGGAGAGGCCGAAGGGGGGUGGUUUCCCCUUUCCUUCCAUGUAUCCAGCGUUCCCCCUUAAUUUUUAAUUACCAGGGUUGUGGGAGCUAUUGAUCUCAUUGGUUAUUUGGUUUCAGGCCGUUUCUUGAUGGUAUCUUCUAACCCAAUCUUCUUUCUGCUUUCAUGACCUCUGGGCCCAGACGUCUUGCCAGGCACACACAUGUGAGGUGUGUAGCGUGCAUGUGUCCUCUCGGGGUGGGACUCCUCUGUACGGCUGUGCCUGCAUCUGACCAGCCCACUUUCCACACCGGGGCUGUCGCCCUUCUGACAGGUCGAGGGCAUGACCUGGUAGCUGUGUGCUGCCAUGCAGCAGCAGGGGCAUGGGCCCUUCUCCCCUUUUAUCCCCUGUGUUUCAUGAGGCGCUCAUCAUGCCAUCCAGGGUAUAUAAUCCUCAUCUGGCCGCUGGGAAUGAAUGGGCCUCAUAGCCUGGAACAGCAGAUUCAGGGCUGCACUGCCUGCCGCAGCAGCCUCUGAGCCUCGGACCCAGAGCUCCCGCAGCCCUGGCACGCUUUCUCUAGGGCUCGUCCCUUUCCCCAGGCCACUGUGAGAGAGGUGCCAGUGUGAGCCCGUGUGGGGUGAGUGGACUGGAAUAAGAGUUUGAGGUUUAAAGGACUAGAAAGAACCUUCAGGAAACUCUUGUCUUACUGGACUCUGUUCCCUGCAGAACUGGGGCAAGGGUGGGAGUCCUGGCAGCGGUGAGAGCAGGCAGGCUGUGUGGCCACUUCAGCUGGGACCCAAGACCUCAGGGACCUGUUCUCUUUCCUCUGCACACCUCCGAAGCCGUCUUCUGUUCCUUUCCUCCCACGACUUUAUACCUCGCUGCUUCCCCCAUUCCUGUCCAUUUUCUCCUAAAAAAACCUGAUACUUAGGUGGGGCCAAACCCUCUCUGCAGAAGGUGGCCUUGGGCAAGACCUGUCCAAGAACUCGAGGGGGCGGUGCUUUAGGAUUUGUUCUGGCCAGCAAGGCCUCAGCUGCUCAUUGCCAGGGCUUUUCUUCCUAGCACAGGGCCACCCUGGCCCGUUCGGGGGGCCCCUUGCCCACAUGUAUCACCUGCAUGCCUUAAUCUUUCAUAGCUGGGGUGCAGCCUGGGUGCUCCUGGGCCGGCAGCUCCUCACACCUCCCUCAACUCAGAACAGCUGCUGGUCUCUGCAGAUUAGCCUUGUUGCUGCCCCACUCGGCCUCCGGAAUGGGACUGAAGGGAAUGGCGGAGAGGCUAGAUUAGGGACAAUUAGCCAGAGGUUCUCUCCCCCUUGUUUUGAAAGCCAAAGACCCCGCCUGAAUUCUGCUGCUGUGUUCAUGGUUAUAAGCUUUCCAUGCCCAGGUACUGGGGAAUUUAUCUGUGCGUGUGUAUUUUUGAACAUUGUAUCCUGGGUCCUGGGCAUGUGCCUGUCUGAGCCCCAGGCCCACCUGUCCACACCCUACCCAUCGUUCAUUGUGUUUCUCUCUCCCCGGGCACCCCCUGAGAUGGUCUCAAGUCAGUGCCCUUUUGGUUUUCAGGACUAUGGCCCAUCACUGUUCUCUUCUGCCAGGAAAUGCAGUUUAAAAUGCCUCAAGAUGGCAGAGGGCGGGAGUUUUAUAGAUGAUCUUUUCCUUGUUUUCUUAUUUGUUUCUGUUUUGGAAAUGAAAUGGGGGUUUUAAGUGGUCAUUUAAGCUCUCUUUUCCAAAUAAAGGUUUACCAUUUCCCCCCUACUGCUGAUCAUUUUGUUAGGAUCCUGAAAGGCAGGGGGGAGAGAAGGCCUGGAGAGUGAGGUGGGCGAGAGGAAGAGACCGAUCCUGGGCUGGGUUCUCAGGUACUAAAGCUUGACCUGAGAAAGGUAUAAUGGCCCUGUGAUAAUUGGCACAUAUCCCUGCUGCUCUGAGGCCUGCGAGGAACAGGGCCUGAAGAAGCCUCCUCGCUUGCCUUUUGUUGGGGUCCAGCUCUCUUCUCCCUCCUCACCAAGCUAGAGGACAGCUCCUUCAGCUGCUUUCAUUCCCAUUCCGUCUGCUGCCACCAUAUCUUCCCCUGGUCCACAUGCAUUUCAGGAGAGUCUGAAUGGAACGUAGGGUGAGAAGCAUUUUCUUGGUCAAAGCCAUGGCAGCUGCGUGAGGCAUGAUGUGUGCAUGGCAGUUGCCUCUUGCUCAGUGCCUAUUUCUGAUAAUCUCUUUUGCAUGCUGGAGUCAGAGCUGGACUGUGGGCCAUCUGUUGCUGGGAAGGUUUCCCUUCUGGGCCUCAUUCUGCUGGUACUUUCGUCUUCCUCCAGUCUCCUUUUGCAGCAGGUCCAUGAAGCCCACAUGCCCCUGGGAAGCCCUGAAACUAGGUGUGGCUUCCUGCCUUGCCUGAGUAGAAUCUCAGACCCCAUACCUCUGAAUCAGCCUCUGAGAAUCUGAAUUAUUUAAAGUUACCUGGUGCUUCUGUUGAACCACCUGGGUUAGGACUCAGCCGAAAACAUAAGGAACACCAGUUGGUCAUAUUGGCCUGGUCAUUUGGUGACUGUGGGUAAGUUCAUUCCUUGUUGUGUUUUAUAUCUUGGUGAAAUAGGAAUUAAAGUAAUAAUCUUUUCCACUUGUGA